UUUGACCAGGAAGAGAUUGAUGAUGGUCGUCGUUUAGUUGCAAAACGGUCUCAUGCUCGUCAAGCUGUUUGCGAUACACUUCUCAAUAUGGUAUAUGUAGGAAACGGAACUGAUGGAUUUGAAUAUCGUCCUAACCAUUAUGUCACCGAAACAUGCCUAGGUCCAAAUCAAUACAACAGUUAUCAAAACAAGUGCACCGAAACUGGAUUAUCCUGCACUCAAAUACGUCAAAAGAUAUAUAUCACACGGCGUAAGAAUACAGGAUCCGACAGCAAGGCAGCCAAUUGUUGGGAACACGUUGCUCUCAAAGAGAUCGAUGCGGGUUGUGAAUGCAUGUGGCCCAAAGAGCACAUUGGGGACAAAUAUUCCUACCGAUUGGGAAAAUAAUAAAAUUUAGUUCAAACGUAACAUCGGAAUAAUGCAAUCCUAGACUACCAGCAGAGUGUAAGCAGUUUGAAAAUAUAAUUUAAAUUGCAUUUUUAAUCAUGUCAUUUUUAACGACAAAAGUAGUUUGCUGUACAUACAAAGUGUUCUGAAAACCAAUAUUUUAUAAUCGAAGACCACCCUAGCUGCUUCUAAAUUCAACAAUAUUUAUUUGAAGCCUCAUAGAUGCUAUUUGGAAAUAAAUUAUACAAAACCUGAAGCAAAAAUCCGA
Molecule: messenger RNA, 655 nt
Organism: Anopheles darlingi
Lineage: Eukaryota; Metazoa; Arthropoda; Insecta; Diptera; Culicidae
Exons: 3
Source: RefSeq, a predicted model, not a curated record